This is a messenger RNA of Lodderomyces margitis, 606 nucleotides long. Its product is annotated as NEDD8-conjugating protein. The record is from RefSeq and is a predicted model, not a curated record. Gene Ontology annotation, biological process: protein neddylation. Lineage: Eukaryota; Fungi; Ascomycota; Pichiomycetes; Serinales; Debaryomycetaceae. Gene Ontology annotation, cellular component: nucleus. Gene Ontology annotation, molecular function: NEDD8 transferase activity. The transcript has a single exon. The coding region runs from base 1 to 606 and encodes 201 amino acids.
AUGUUGAAAAUACGUGAACUACAAAAAAAAAGACAAGAGGAAGAGGCAGCAGCGGCAGCGGUAGCAUCAAACUCAAAAUCCGCCUCUCCAUCAUCAGUCUCCUCAUCUUCGAACAACAACGCAUCAUCAUCAAAAGUUAGCGCCGCUCAACUUCGUGUGCAAAAGGACAUUACUGAAUUAGAUCUACCAAAGAGUAUCAAGCUCACAUUCCCCAACACGGCCGAUUUCUUCAACUUUGACUUACAAAUUAUACCUCAAGAUGGGUACUAUAAAAACGGAAAAUUCAAGUUCAAGAUUGAAAUAGGCCACAAUUUCCCUAUUGAACCACCAAAGAUUAAAUGCCUCAACAAAAUUUACCAUCCAAACAUAGAUCUUGAUGGAAACAUAUGUCUAAAUAUUUUGAGGGAGGAUUGGUCACCAGUUUUGAGUUUGAAUUCGGUAUUAAUUGGUCUCAACUUUUUAUUUUUGGAACCAAACCCAAACGAUCCGUUGAAUAAAGAGGCAGCAAACAUGUUGGUAAAGGAUAAAACCCAGUUUGAGAGGAAUGUUACUACGUCAAUGAGAGGAGGCUACAUCUCACUGGUGCAUUAUGAUCGAGUGAUAUAG